Molecule: messenger RNA, 1174 nt
Organism: Oryza brachyantha (malo sina)
Lineage: Eukaryota; Viridiplantae; Streptophyta; Magnoliopsida; Poales; Poaceae
Product: momilactone A synthase-like
Exons: 3
Coding region: 83-991 (302 amino acids)
Molecular function (GO): oxidoreductase activity
Source: RefSeq, a predicted model, not a curated record
GAGAAAAUAGAAUAUAAUCUUCUUCGCUCUCUGCUUGCUCGGGCAUUCAGUGCAGUGAGCUCCAAGCUUAAUUAGUGGCAUCAUGCUCACAGCGAUUCAGCGCGUCCUCAUCAGGGGGAGGAGAUCACCUGCAGCUUCCUCUUCCUUCGGCAAUGGCUUCGCUGCGGCUGCCGACUCGAAGAGGUUGGCCGGGAAGGUCGCCGUCAUCACCGGCGGCGCCAGUGGCAUCGGCAGGGCGACGGCCGAGGAGUUUGUCAAGAAUGGCGCCAAGGUCAUUCUCGCCGAUGUGCAGGACGACCUGGGACAUGCCGUCGCCGCGGAGCUCGGGUCGGACGCGGCUGUGUACGCGCGCUGCGACGUCACCGACGAGGCGCAGGUCGCGGCGGCCGUGGACCUCGCCGUCGCGCGGCACGGCCGGCUCGACGUCGUCUUCAACAACGCCGGCAUCGGCGGGGACCUCACGCCGACCCCCGUGAGCGCGCUGGACCUGGGAGACUUCGACCGCGUGAUGGCGGUGAACGCCCGGGCGGUGCUGGCCGGCGUCAAGCACGCCGCGCGCGUCAUGGCGCCGCGCCGCCGGGGCAGCAUCAUCUGCACGGCGAGCACGGCGGGGGUGAUGGGCGGCGUGGGGACCCCUCACUACAGCGUGUCCAAGGCGGCGGUGCUGGGCAUCGUGCGCGCCGUGGCGGCGGAGAUGGCGCGCUCCGGCGUGCGCGUGAACGCCAUCUCCCCCAACUACAUCCCGACGCCGCUGGUGAUGGGCGCCAUGGCGGGGUGGUACCCGGGGACGAGCGCCGAGGAGCACAGGCGGAUCGUGGAGAGGGACAUGAACGAGAUGGAAGGGGCGACGCUGGAGGCGGAGGACGUCGCGAGGGCGGCGGUGUACCUCGCCUCCGACGAGGCCAAGUACGUCAACGGCCACAACCUCGUCGUCGACGGCGGCUACACCGUCCGCAAGGCGCCCAACAUGCCGGCGCUCGCAGGCCAUUGACUAGUCCGUGCGUCGCCGUCAGGUUUGCGUGCCACGUGGUCACAACGACGAUGCCAUUUAUGCUUGGAAAAUAAUAGAAGGAAAAAAGUCUUCAGUAUUCACUAAACCAUAAGGUGCGAGGGACCGAUAUCAUUAAAAUGAAUAAUUUUAUAAUUCUUGGAAGGUACCAAAAGAUAUCUUACC